This is a messenger RNA of Durusdinium trenchii, 859 nucleotides long. The record is from the annotation of a GenBank genome assembly. NCBI's taxonomy places the organism in Eukaryota, Dinophyceae, Suessiales, Symbiodiniaceae.
AUGGACGGCACGCUGUGCCAUGAAGGUGUCCAACGUGACGUGCGCCGGAAAGCAGGUGGCGGAGAGCAGGUUGGGCCCAAACGGACAUUUUGCCAAACAGAUGUGAAGCAAAAGGAUCACUAUGUUUGGAAGGACAAGGAUGUCUUCGUUGGCAUUGUUGCUGAUGCUGGCGAAUGGACAGUAGAUCUAGAUGCCGUGCGCAUCGGCUUUGACGAGGCUUGUGAGAAGGGCACAGCUGAGAUUUUCUCAGCUCCCUUGUACGUGGUCAAGGCUUACGUGAAAGAGCUCACCUCCUACGGCCUUGCUGCGAGGGCAAAGGAGGCUACAAAGGUGGUGGAGGGCGUUGGCUACGCACGCCGUGAUUUCAAGGAGCUCUCCCCUGAACUGAAAGAAUCCGCUCGUGAGGAUGGCGCCCUGGAGGCAGAAGCUUCGGGCAAGCCCAUGCAGAUUGUUUUGGAGAAGAGUGAUCAUCCUACUUUGACGGGUGACAAGAAAGCAAUGCAAAAGUUUAAGGCUUACAUCGAACUCGCCACGGAUGCAGCACAGCGAUGGCUCCCGCCAGAGGGGGAGCUGAACCAGUGCCGCCAUCCCGAGCUGCGUCAAGUAUGGCCUCCAUGAGUGGAUUGGAGAUACAGUAUAUAUGGGGUGUGUAUUUUGAUAGGGAGUGCUUUUAUGCUAAUAUACUUGAAGAUUGAAACGAUCGUGGGAUAGAUUUUUAGAUGUGACCUUUGUGUUGGGACCUUGGAACAUAUCUCAAGCAGUCGAGCACUUGUAACACAUACUUAAAGAAUUAGGUUGGUUUAUUUCAUAGGACAGAUUUCCAAGCACCUUUUACUUCAGGUUCAAGCAACAAUCUAAA